Messenger RNA from Castor canadensis (American beaver), 4857 nucleotides. The record is from RefSeq and is a predicted model, not a curated record. Lineage: Eukaryota; Metazoa; Chordata; Mammalia; Rodentia; Castoridae.
GACAACCGGCCUCCAGCUGGGGCUGGGGAAAGGGGGUGGAGAGGUGCGGCCCCCCCACGCCCCUUCGGGGUGGGGGGCGCGGGUUCGGCGUUCCGAGGACCCAGGAAUGCCCCCCCGCCAGUCCCCUAGGCAGGCGGGGGGAGGGCUCAGCCGGGAGUUUGGCAAACUCCUCCCCGCGUUGAGUCAUUCGCCUCUGGGAGGUUUAGGAAGCGGCUCCGGGUCGGUGGCCCCAGGACAGGGAAGAACGGGCGCUAUGGGGAGCAGGACGCCACGGUCCCCUCUCCACGCCGUGCAGCUGCGUUGGAGCUCUCGCCGCGGACCCCCGCUGCUGCCUCUGCUGCUGCUGCUGUUGCCGCCACCACCCAGGGUCGGGGGCUUCAACUUAGACUCGGAGGCCCCAGCAGUGCUCUCCGGGCCCCCGGGCUCCUUCUUCGGCUUCGCGGUAGAGUUUUACCGGCCGGGAACAGACGGGGUCAGUGUGCUGGUGGGGGCGCCCAAAGCUAACACCAGCCAGCCAGGAGUGCUGCAGGGUGGUGCUGUCUACAUCUGUCCCUGGGGCACCAGUCCUGCACAGUGCACGCCUAUUGAAUUUGACAGCAAAGGCUCCCGGAUCCUGGAGUCCUCACUGUCCAGUGCCGAAGGAGAGGAGCCUGUGGAAUAUAAGUCCUUGCAGUGGUUUGGGGCAACAGUUCGAGCCCAUGGCUCUUCCAUUUUGGCAUGUGCUCCUCUAUAUAGCUGGCGCACAGAGAAAGAGCCGCUGAGUGACCCCGUGGGCACCUGCUACCUCUCCACAGACAAUUUCACCCGAAUUCUAGAGUAUGCACCUUGCCGCUCAGAUUUCAGCUGGGCUGCAGGACAGGGCUACUGCCAAGGGGGCUUCAGUGCUGAAUUCACCAAGACUGGCCGUGUGGUCCUGGGUGGACCAGGGAGCUAUUUCUGGCAAGGCCAGAUCCUGUCGGCCACUCAGGAGCAGAUUGCAGAGUCCUAUUACCCUGAAUACCUGAUCAACCUGGUUCAGGGGCAGCUGCAGACCCGCCAGGCCAGCUCCAUCUAUGAUGACAGCUACCUAGGAUACUCUGUGGCUGUUGGUGAAUUCAGUGGUGAUGACACAGAAGACUUUGUCACUGGUGUGCCCAAAGGGAACCUCACCUAUGGCUAUGUCACCAUCCUCAAUGGCUCAGACAUCCGAUCCCUCUACAACUUCUCAGGGGAACAGAUGGCCUCCUACUUUGGCUAUGCCGUGGCUGCUACCGACAUCAAUGGGGACGGGCUGGAUGACCUGAUAGUGGGGGCACCCCUUCUUAUGGAGCGGACUGCCGAUGGGAGGCCUCAGGAGGUGGGCAGGGUCUACGUCUACCUACAGCACCCAGCUGGCAUGGAGCCCACACCUACCCUUACCCUUACCGGCCAUGAUGAGUUUGGUCGGUUUGGCAGCUCUUUGACACCACUGGGGGACCUGGACCAGGAUGGUUACAAUGAUGUGGCCAUUGGGGCUCCCUUUGGUGGGGAGACCCAGCAGGGAGUAGUGUUUGUGUUUCUUGGGGGCCCAGGAGGUCUGGGCUCUAAGCCUUCCCAGGUUCUGCAGACCCUGUGGGCAGCUGGCCAUACCCCAGACUUCUUUGGCUUUGCUGUUCAAGGAGGCCGAGACCUGGAUGGCAAUGGAUACCCUGAUCUGAUUGUGGGGUCUUUUGGUGUGGACAAGGCUGUGGUAUACAGGUAUGAACUCCAGGGGACACUGAGGCAUCUAAAGUUGGGAAAGUCAGAACAAAAGGGAACUGGCAUCCUGGGGCUAGAGCAUCAUGCUCCUGUGCCUAGCCCUCAGAGGAGUCCUAAUUCUGUUUACUCCACAUCCGCUGUUGGCAGAGGUCGCCCCAUCGUGUCUGCCAGUGCCUCCCUUACAAUCUUCCCAGCCAUGUUCAACCCAGAGGAGCGCAGCUGCAGCUUGGAGGGGAACCCUGUGGCCUGCAUCAACCUUAGCUUCUGCCUCAAUGCUUCUGGAAAACACGUUCCCAACUCCAUUGGAUUCACGGUGGAGCUCCAGCUGGACUGGCAGAAGCAGAAGGGAGGGGUACGACGGGCACUGUUCCUGGCCUCCAGACAGGCGACCAUGGCCCAAACUCUGCUUAUCCAAAAUGGGGCUCGGGAGGACUGCAGAGAGAUGAAGAUCUACCUCAGGAACGAGUCAGAAUUUCGAGACAAACUCUCCCCAAUUCACAUCGCCCUCAACUUCUCCUUGGACCCCCAAGCUCCCAUGGACAGCCAUGGCCUCCGGCCAGUCCUGCAUUACCAGAGCAAGAGCCGGAUAGAGGAUAAGGCUCAGAUCUUGCUGGAUUGCGGAGAAGACAACAUCUGUGUGCCUGACCUACAGCUGGAAGUAUAUGGGGAGCAGAAACACGUGUAUCUGGGUGACAAGAACGCAUUGAACCUGACUUUCCAUGCCCAGAACAUGGGUGAGGGUGGUGCCUAUGAGGCUGAGCUUCGGGUCACGGCCCCUCCAGAGGCUGAGUACUCAGGACUCGUCAGACACCCACGGAACUUCUCCGGCCUGAGCUGUGACUACUUUGCUGUGAAUCAGAGUCGCCUGCUGGUUUGUGACCUGGGCAACCCCAUGAAGGCAGGGGCCAGUCUCUGGGGUGGCCUUCGGUUCACUGUCCCUCAUCUCCGGGACACAAAAAAGACCAUCCAGUUUGACUUCCAGAUCCUCAGCAAGAAUCUCAACAACUCACAAAGCAACAUCGUCUCCUUCCCACUCUCUGUGGAGGCUCAAGCCCAGGUGUCCCUUAACGGUGUCUCCAAGCCUGAGGUGGUGCUCUUCCCAGUAAGUGACUGGCAUCCCCAAGACCAGCCUCAGAAGGAGGGGGAUGUGGGUCCUGCUGUCCACCAUGUCUAUGAGCUCAUCAACCUGGGCCCCAGCUCCAUCAGCCGGGGUGUACUGGAGCUCAGCUGCCCUCAGGCUCUGAAAGAACAGCAGCUCCUCUAUGUGACCAGGGUAACGGGGCUCAGCAACUGCACCACCAGCUACCCACCCAACUCACAGGACCUGGAGUUGGAUCCCGAGGGCUCUCCACACCACCUGCAAAGACGUGAAGCUCCAGGUGGAAGCUCUGCCCACUCCGGACCGCAGGUCCUGAAAUGCCCAGAAGCUAAGUGUUUCAGGCUACGUUGUGAGCUCGGGCCACUGCACCGGCAAGAGAGCCGAACUCUGCAACUGCAUUUCCGAAUCUGGGCCAAGACCUUCCUGCAGCGGGAGCACCAACCAUUCAGCCUGCAGUGUGAAGCUGUGUACGAAGCCCUGAAGAUGCCCUACCGAAUCCUGCCUCGGCAACUGCCCCAAAAGAAACUUCAGGUGACCACGGCUGUGCAGUGGACCAAGGCAGAAGGUAGCAAUGGCGUCCCACUGUGGAUCAUUAUCCUAGCCAUCCUUUUUGGCCUCCUGCUCCUAGGUCUGCUCAUCUACGUCCUCUACAAGCUUGGCUUCUUCAAGCGCUCCCUCCCAUACGGCACUGCCAUGGAAAAAGCUCAGCUCAAGCCUCCAGCCACCUCCGAUGCCUGAGUCCUCCUGAUCCCAGACUCCUGAUCCUGAAGAGCCAGUCCCCCACCCUCUGUCUGCUGACCAAGAGGGGACUGGGCACUUCCUGAAGGUGCUGAGGGCCAGGGAGACACUCCUCUCCCUCGCCCAGAGACAUACUUGAAGGGCCAGAGCCGGGGGGUUGGGAGUGAGAAGAUAGGGAUCCCUCCCACCAUGCACUGUGAAGGACCCUUGUUUACACACACCCUCUCAUGAAUGGGGGAACUCAGAUCCAGGGACAGAAGACCCAGCCUUUCUGCAGCCUUUGUAUUUUGGAGAGUUUCCUGAAAACUUGGAACCACAACUAGGGAAUCCACUUGUGGUUCUUUGGGCCAGACAUGCCACCAGGACUUCCUGUCCAGCUCCAGUCUGUAAAGAUGUAUCAUUGGCCUUGCCAGAGAUCCAGAAGAAGCCCCCAGCUAAGAACCUGGGACUUGGGAAAUGAGAUCUGGCAGCUCCGACAGCCGCCCCCUGGUGGGCCAACAAGGAACACUAACUGUGGAUGUUGCCCCAGGACCAGCUCAGGACAGAUCCCAAACAAAGGUUGAUGCUGGCCCAGACCCAGCUCCAGGGGAGUCAGAACUUGAUUGGAUCCAGAUCCAGUUUGGGACCUGGGGUUGAUCUGAAGUCCAGCCUCCGGUGUUGAUAACCUAAUCUAGGCAGAUCCAGGACUGCAUUUGGAUCUGCUCCAGACCUGAGUCUAGAGGCCAUGAUGACAACCGAUCUGGAAUCUCAGCCUAGCCAGAUGCAGGCUCUCUCAGUCCCCAGAAAAAGGGGAGCCCCAGGUCUGCAGGACUUGGGUUCUACCCACCAGCUGCACUGACCCUGCCCCUCUCUCCCUGCCCAACCUCCCCUUGGCUCCAGACCCCCGGAACUUAUUUAAACUCUGUUGCAAGUGCAAUAAACCCAACCCAGUGCCCCCACUGACCAGACCUGCAAUCUGUGUCAUCCCACCCCCCUCUUUCCAAACCCCUCCUGGAACCAGAUGGAGCAAAAAAGAUGCCUGUCUUCCAUGGCUUCUUUCCACUGGGUGCCAGGAGUGUGACCCCCCAGUAACUAAGAGAUGAUGUAAGAGGAAAAGGAAGGCUUUGUCUCCUUUGCCCCUCACCCAGCCCCCACCAGAUCUGGUCCCUGACACUUCCAAGGGAGAAGAGUUUCAGGAUCAUGGAAGAAUACAGCAGGGGAAGGUCCAAGUUGAAGGUGGGGGAAGAUGGUGCAGAAGACUCACCUGGACUUCCCUUAAAUCAGAAUAAUAAAAUGAAAGGAAAAAGCCUUGAAACUAAAUUGGA